AUGUACAAAUUAAAUCUCUUAGCAUUGUUGGUGUUGCUCCUUGCCGGCAUCGAUUCUUCGAUGGCAUGGUAUAGUUUUUUUCCCUGCAGAGGAACUCGUAUUCACGCUGUCUGUGCUAACUCAUGGAGUACACUGUCCUCGUCCAAUACUUGUGAAACAGUCCAGGGUGCUUCCGCGGCCGAAAACACGGGUGGCACAAUAGUCAACGGUGUUGUGCGGUGGUCAUGUGAUUAUCAAAAAAAAGCUGGCUGUUUUUGUUGUGCAUUUGAAGAUCUUCAUUGUAUGAUUCUCAAGCUGAUAUAUCACCUCAAUGAUUUUAUUGGACAAGAAAAACGGUCAAGCCACUAA
Melampsora larici-populina 98AG31 is the source of this 348-nucleotide messenger RNA. RefSeq lists its product as uncharacterized. The coding region runs from base 1 to 348 and encodes 115 amino acids. The record is from RefSeq and is a predicted model, not a curated record. NCBI's taxonomy places the organism in Eukaryota, Fungi, Basidiomycota, Pucciniomycetes, Pucciniales, Melampsoraceae. The transcript has 3 exons.